Messenger RNA from Drosophila takahashii, 879 nucleotides. The record is from RefSeq and is a predicted model, not a curated record. NCBI's taxonomy places the organism in Eukaryota, Metazoa, Arthropoda, Insecta, Diptera, Drosophilidae.
UCGACUUUUAUUUACACUUUUAUGACUUUCGAUGGAGCCAGCUAAAGUAAUUGGAAAACUAAAGGAGCAAGUGCGUAUGGAGCACAGGUCUCGACGUAAUUACCCAAAAGUCUGGACCCAAAUCUCAGACAAACAAACUAACAGGUUCUACCACCAAGAUGAGAUUGAUUCUCAAUUAAGUAACCAGCUAAAACUUAAGGACCUGAGCUCUUUCCUGCACAACAACGAAGGCGAAUCGCGUUUCGUAUCCCCGGAGAUGUACAAAAACCUAUUGGCUGUCUGCCGUUGUGGUCGAUUACGGCAAGGCCAUCAUAUGGGCAAGUGCCUACAGAGAGCAUUGAGUCCCGAUUAUGAUAGAUCCAUAGUUAAGAAAAAUAAUCAAGAUUCGGAUGCCGCACCAUUAAGUGUACCUUGCACAUCAAAUUAUAUUUCAGCAAGCAUUGGCUACGUUGGGAACUCGAAAAGCUACCAAAAGCUAGAGCGUUCUAUGCAGUAUGUUUCUCCCACCUACUCAAUGCCUGGGCCUCGAGUAACAGCAGUCCCAUAUAAUAAUAUUAUUAUCGGCUAAGACAUGCAUGUAUUUUACAGUUGCUUGUAGUGGGAAAUUACCGAACUAGAUUUUUGAUGACUCAAAUCGGGGAUUUCCAUUUCCGAUGGUUCCAACCCAGCAGACUUGGCCAGUACUAAAAAAUUGUUAGCGUUCAUCUUAUAGAACAGGAAUUUCCAGAAACCUGUAUACAGUGGCGUUUCCAAUUUAUUCGCAUAUAAAAAAAGUGGGAUUCAAUAAAAAACAUAAAUAAAUUCCUUGCCUUUUUAGUAUAAUGAAAAUAACGAAUAAAAAUGUAAACUUACCCCUUCUAAUAAAAUCUUGGAGCGCCA